CACAGCUUUAGAGCGAUUGUUUCUUAGUUCCAGCUCCGAUCAGGCGGUUUUGCAGAAUUCCCUUAGGGAUUUCACCAAUUCUGAUUAUUUGUCUGGUUAUGAUGAGCGUACGAAUGGUUUAUGGGAAAAUGGAAAAUUAUGUCGCAUUGUCUCCUGCGGACGAUGGAAAAUUUUCCUUAGCUUACAAUCUGAGUUCCAUUGUGAGUUUAGCAAGUGACAACAGCACUGAUAAUGUGGAGGAUUAUGGAUAUUACAGGGUUCGCUUCAAUCCUGCCGCAGCGAUCGUUAUUCUAGGGAUGCUCAGCUUAAUUUUCCUUAUUGCCUUUUUCUGCACCUGUGUCUACCGCCGAUCGAUCGGCGGGGAAGGCAGUAGAGCUUUCAGACGAGCGAUGGGCAAUGAUAAUGCGAGGACCGCGGCAACCAGGGGUCUGGAGCGGAAUGUCAUUGAGAGCUUUCCAGUAUUUAGCUACAAUCUGGUGAAAGGGCUAAAAGCGCAGGCCAAGGGAUCGGAGUGUGCAGUCUGCCUUAGUGAUUUUGAGGACGACGAAAUGGUGCGCUUGCUUCCCAAGUGCAGCCACGCAUUUCAUCCAGAGUGUAUCGACAUGUGGCUCUGUUCUCACGACACAUGUCCAGUCUGCCGUACGAGCCUUGUGCCCACCGAGGAGCCUAGCCCCUCGGGAAUCGCCAUCGGUGUCGUCGAGGAGCAGGCGAUUGACAACGGAGCCAUCCGCAUCGAUAUUUCCAAUGGUGAAGCAACGAAUGAAGCUCCGGAGGCGAGCCACGGUCCGAUGGAGCACUCGCUUGUAAGGGUGCGCAAGGAAUCGGAGAAGGGCCCCGAGUGGUACAUCGCCACCGCGGAGGGGCUUAAGCCUGGGUUGCACAGGAGCUGCAGCUUUGUCGAAAUAGAUCUUUCGGAGGGGGCAUCCACUUCUAGGGCAGCGCCCUCGCGCUCUAAGCCGGACGGUUCUAUUAACGAUCCAGGGAGCAGAUCGAACUCGGAAAGACGGGAGAGCAUUCCGGGCUCGUUUUUAAGGACGUUUUCUUUGCGCGCUGCCCCUCAGCUCGGCGAGCAAGGUGGAAGUGAGCAGCCGGAUCGCAGAGCUUACUUGAAGAGGACGCUGAGUUGGUUGACGCGAAGAGACAGAGGGCGAGAUAGAGAUGAGUCUCAGAGGGGAUCGAGAUCGGGGUCCUCCAGGCAUGUCGAUCGAAGUUCUCCGAAUGUUGUGGUGUAAACUUAGGGGAAUUCACAGUUUGUGGUUCUGUUUCCACACGGGUUGCGUUGUUCGGUGCUGCUUCAGGGUUGCCGACUUCCGAGUUGCAGCCCACCACAUCGUCCUCAUGUUCAAAUGUAGGGCCCGCGCGUAGAAAUUUCCGGAACUUCAUGCCCUGCAACGACCAGGAAACCUCAUGGUCGGGGAUGGGAAAACUAUAUGACAAUUGUAGGGUGGGGUUCCAUUCUGCACUGAGGUCACCCAUUUGGUGUUUCUUUUCUUAUACAAUGCCCUUCUGUGCAAGUUCGAGAGGCUUUACAGGAAAGCACUCCUGAAAGGACGCCGGGCAUGGGGAAACAACUUCCUAAAUCAAUCUAACAUAGGAGAAGGUUGCAAAAUUCUUUCAAACCCCUGUUCAAUAAG
This is a messenger RNA of Cryptomeria japonica (Japanese cedar), 1634 nucleotides long. RefSeq names its product RING-H2 finger protein ATL7-like. NCBI's taxonomy places the organism in Eukaryota, Viridiplantae, Streptophyta, Pinopsida, Cupressales, Cupressaceae. The record is from RefSeq and is a predicted model, not a curated record. Bases 99 to 1232 code for a protein of 377 amino acids. The transcript has a single exon.